Messenger RNA from Ceratotherium simum simum (southern white rhinoceros), 2209 nucleotides. NCBI's taxonomy places the organism in Eukaryota, Metazoa, Chordata, Mammalia, Perissodactyla, Rhinocerotidae. The record is from RefSeq and is a predicted model, not a curated record.
CCUGCUGGCCACAGGGCUGUUACACAGGCUGGGACUGCCGGCUGGGCCAGGCAACCCGGUGCCUGCGGACUCCCAGCUCGGAGCAGCCCCUCUUUGAGCUCGUGUGGUGGAGAAGCAGCCCCAUGAAGGUGCCCAGCCAUGCAAUGUUCCUGGAAGGCCGUCCUCCUCCUCGCCCUGGCCUCCAUCGCCAUCCAGUACACGGCCAUCCGCACCUUCACCGCCAAGUCCUUCCACACCUGCCCGGGGCUGGCGGAGGCCGGCCUGGCCGAGCGGCUCUGCGAGGAGGGCCCCACCUUCGCUUAUAACCUCUCCCGCAAGACACACAUCCUCAUCUUGGCCACCACGCGCAGCGGCUCCUCCUUCGUGGGCCAGCUCUUCAACCAGCACCUGGACGUCUUCUACCUGUUCGAGCCCCUCUACCACGUGCAGAACACGCUCAUCCCUCGCUUCACCCAGGGCAAGAGCCCCGCGGACCGGCGGGUGAUGCUGGGCGCCAGCCGCGACCUCCUGCGGAGCCUCUACGACUGUGACCUCUACUUCCUGGAGAACUACAUCAAGCCGCCGCCCGUCAACCACACCACCGACAGGAUCUUCCGCCGCGGGGCCAGCAGGGUGCUGUGCUCGCGCCCGGUGUGCGACCCUCCGGGCUCCGGCGACCUGGUGCUGGAGGAGGGGGACUGCGUGCGCAAGUGCGGCCUGCUGAACUUGACCGUGGCCGCCGAGGCCUGCCGCGAGCGCAGCCACGUGGCCAUCAAGACGGUGCGCGUGCCCGAGGUGAACGACCUGCGCGCCCUGGUGGAAGACCCGCGGCUGAACCUCAAGGUCAUCCAGCUGGUCCGGGACCCGCGCGGCAUUCUGGCCUCCCGCAGCGAGACCUUCCGCGACACGUACCGGCUCUGGCGGCUCUGGUACGGCACCGGGAGGAAGCCCUACAACCUGGACGUGACGCAGCUGACCACGGUGUGCGAGGACUUCUCCAACUCCGUGUCCACCGGCCUCAUGCGGCCGCCCUGGCUCAAGGGCAAGUACAUGCUGGUGCGCUACGAGGACCUGGCCAGGAACCCCAUGAAGAAGACCGAGGAGAUCUACGGGUUCCUGGGCAUCCCCUUGGACGGCCACGUGGCGCGCUGGAUCCAGAACAACACGCAGGGGGACCCCACCCUGGGCAAGCACAAAUACGGCACCGUGCGCAACUCGGCGGCCACGGCCGAGAAGUGGCGCUUCCGCCUGUCCUAUGACAUUGUGGCCUUCGCCCAGAACGCCUGCCAGCGGGUGCUGGCGCAGCUGGGCUACAAGAUGGCAGCCUCGGAGGAGGAGCUGAAGAACCCCUCCGUCAGUCUGGUGGAGGAGCGGGACUUCCGCCCUUUCUCGUGACCGGGGCGCCGAGGGCGGGCUGCGGGGCGCAUGGGGCCGGUUUUGAUAAAAUGGACCGUUUUUUAACUGUUGCCUUAUCUCCCCCUCCCUCCCCCACCCUGUCUCGGUGUCCUUCCUGCCCCCUGCCCACCCGCCACCUCCUUCUGCCCCUUUUUGUCUCUGAAAUUUGCACUAUGUCUCGGACAGGAAUCUCUGGGGCAGAGGGAGCGGGAGGUGGGGUCCGGCCCCCAUCACACCCCGUUCAGACACUCGGAUGUUGGGUCUCUGCGUGAAUGGUGACAAUGUUUACAAGCACCACACUCACACAUUUGCACACACACACGGGCGCCCACGAGGAGGGACAUCCCAAACCACACACCUUCUAGAAGCUUCGGAUGGACAAGUGGUCAGGGUAUGAUAGUUUUUGCACUGUCUUACUUCUACAAGGUAAGAGGUUAAAAACUAAAAGCCCACGUCUCUCUAAUUUCUGAGCAAUGUCUAUCCCACCCCAUCCUCCUUCCUGCCCCUCACACCCACUGCCCGCCUUGGAGCAGAGAAACUGCCCCUUCCUGCCUGCCCUUGCCCAUCGGUGAGCAGGUUUUUACUGUGAGGUGAAUGUGAACCUUGUUUAUUUUUUGCAGUCUGUGGCGAUGCUGUCUGUCUGUCUGAGUCUUGUGGCUGCCCCUGGACCAGUGAUGGCUGAUAAAUCUUGUGGGUUUCUGAUCGAUCUUGGGGUCCAUCUGUGAUAUUUCUUUGUGCCAAAAAGAAAAAAAAAAAAAGUGGAUUGGUUUGCUAAAUGAACAUUGAAAUGCUUUAUCUGUGUUUUCUGUAAAUAAAAGAGUGCAAUACUAUCUGG